This is a messenger RNA of Dimorphilus gyrociliatus, 661 nucleotides long. NCBI's taxonomy places the organism in Eukaryota, Metazoa, Annelida, Polychaeta, Dinophilidae. The record is from the annotation of a GenBank genome assembly.
AUCAUUUCUUAUUGGUAAAAAACACUCAUCCGCAAUAAUGUCUGGCGGUGAUUCUUGUGGUCACUCUCACGCUCACCACGAUAUAUCUGAUUCAGAUAAAGGUGCGCAAUUUAGUUUAUAUUUAAAAAUCGAUAAGGAGAGAGUAACUUGUUUGAACGAGUCAGUUGCCGGGUCUGGUAAAAAUGUUUUCAAACCCUGGGAAGAGAGGCUGAACACUGACUUGCUUGUUGAAAGUGACUUGGACGAAGAGCUUUUGUUUAAUAUACCCUUUGCAGGUAUAGUCAAACUGAAAGGAAUAAUAGUUGUUGGAGGCGAAGAUGAUUAUCAUCCAAAUAAGAUGAGAUUGUUUAAAAAUCGACCUCAAAUGACAUUCGAUGAUGUUAGAGGACAAGCUGAUGAAGAGUUUGAUAUGCAACCAGAUCAUUCUGGAAUUUUGGAAUAUUCAACAAAGGUAGCACGAUUCGGAUCUAUUGAAUCUCUUUCAAUACACUUCCCUUCAAACUUUGGAGCUGAUACGACCAAAAUCUAUUACAUAGGCUUACGAGGAGAUUUUACAGAGAUGAAACGACACGGCGUGACAAUCACAACUUAUGAAGCAAGAGCAAAUCCAGCGGAUCAUAAAACAGAUUCAUUUGACAGUGUAAAUCAUCAAAUUUUUUAG